GAGAUCUACUUGGGGGACGCGGAGAGACGCGCGUAGCCCGUGUGACCCGCUGCCGGCGAGAGGGUUCACUGCUUGCUGACGCGCAGGAAUGAAGUUAACCGACAUUGCAUUUUUGCGGGGGCUGGGGAGAGGCUGCAUGCUAGCAAACCCGCGGAAGCCCCGAGCCGAGGGCUUCUUUGGAGGAGCUAGGGUGGUGCACACAUGCCAGGGAGCUGAGUGACCUUGGACGGGUCAACCUACCCCCGCCCCGCUUCGUUAAGAGGAGAGGCUUGGGUUCUUCGCAGCUCCACGGUGCUGUUGUGCCAUUGCACUGUGAGACGACAAAGGGCCCCGAAGUACUGGCUCUGCAGAUGUGAAUUAUUAAAAAAGAAAAAUGGCCCAACGGAGCACUGUAUUUCCUUCUCUUGUCACCAAGGAAAGACGCGUCAGAACCAUGCCCCGACACAGCCAGUCCCUGAGCAUGGCACCCUACUCUGUGAACCUCAUGGAGCAGCUGGAAGACAGGAUCCUGUGCCACGAGAAAACAACCGCCGCCCUCGUGGAGCACGCCUUCCGAAUUAAGGACGACAUCGUCAACAGUUUGCAGAAAAUGCAAAACAAAGGGGGAGGCGACCGCUUGGCCAGGCUUUUCCUGGAGGAGCACAUCAGAAACAUAACUGCCAUCGUGAAGCAACUGAAUCGGGACAUCGAGGUACUCCAGGAGCAGAUCCGUGCCCGGGACAACAUUAGCUACGGAACUAAUUCUGCCUUAAAGACUCUGGAGAUGCGUCAGCUGUCCGGUUUGGGGGAUCUUCGAGGGAGAGUGGCAAGGUGUGACGCCAGCAUAGCCAGACUCUCCGCGGAGCACAAAUCCACGUGCGAGGGCCUUCAGCACCUGAACAAAGAGCAGCAGGCUGCCAAGCUUAUCCUGGAGACAAAGAUCAAGGACGCAGAGGGCCAGAUUUCUCAGCUUUUGAACAGAGUGGACUUGUCAAUAUCCGAGCAAAGCACCAAACUGAAGAUGUCCCACAGAGAUAGUAACCACCAGCUUCAGCUCUUGGAUACUAAAUUUAAGGGUACAAUUGAGGAACUCAGUAACCAGAUUUUAUCUGCUCGGAAAUGGUUGCAGCAGGAACAGGAACGGAUAGAAAAAGAACUUUUACAGAAAAUCGAUCAGCUCUCCUUGGUUGUUAAGGAAAACAGUGGAGCCAGUGAAAGGGACAUGGAGAAGAAGCUCAGCCAGAUGUCAGCCAGACUCGACAAACUAGAAGAGAGUCAGAAGAAGCAUAUGGAAGGGCAGAGAACAAAACAAGAAGAAGAGAAGGUGCAUGGGCGAAUCAGCAAGCUGGAGUUGCAGAUGACGGAGGACAUGAAGGAAAUGAAAGCAGAAGUUGAUGCUGGGUUUACAGCCAUCUAUGAAAGCAUAGGAUCCCUCAGGCAAGUUCUUGAAGCCAAGAUGAAACUGGACAAGGACCAGCUACAGAAGCAAAUCCAACAGAUGCAGAAGCCGGAAGCUCCCAUGUGAAGGGAAUUGGGACAAGGACCUCAAAGGUGGUUUUGCCAGUGGGUCUGGGAGCUCAAGACCUCUGUCAGGGUGUGGUGGCAUUUGGGAUUGUUCUAUUUAUGGCGUGCAUGUGCCAAGAAAUGUGUUUUCAUGGGUCUAAAUGUUUACCUUGAGUCUUGAAAACACUCUAUCUUUAAAAACCUAUACUAAAAUAGAGGAAUAUGCAAAUUGUCCGGGACUCCAUCACAGUAAUGACUGAACGGCAGCCUGCGUGGGGCGACCAGGCUGACAGGGGGGUUAGAGAGGGACGACCAAACGACUGAAUAGCAGGCUGCAUGGGGCGACCAGGCCAGCAGGGAGGGAAGUUGGGGGCCCCAGGCCGGCAUGGGGGGGAAGUUAGG
Messenger RNA from Myotis daubentonii (Daubenton's bat), 1884 nucleotides. RefSeq names its product family with sequence similarity 81 member A (gene FAM81A). NCBI's taxonomy places the organism in Eukaryota, Metazoa, Chordata, Mammalia, Chiroptera, Vespertilionidae. The record is from RefSeq and is a predicted model, not a curated record.